GACAGCAUUCGCACGGUUAGCGACUAGCAACCUCGACCUUACUUUAAGCUUCCUUCCGAAACUCUGGAUAUAUGCCUGUAGAACCAAUCCUAGAACACUCAGGGAGCCACUUGUCCAAGUAUGAUGAGGUUCCCCAAGAACUGCACCGAGCCAUGCUGCGGCUCAAUUUCCCGUCCUCAUACGUGGUCGUCGGUGCAUACCGACUCUUCACCGACAAGUCUCUCUAUGUCCCUGCGUGGAAUAAAUGCCGCAACGGUGCCCGACGAGGGCUGAUAUGUGGUUUUGCCUGGAUGUGCGCGUCAUACAGCAUCCAGCGCCGCAUCAUCAAAGCAGCCAUCAGAAACCCCUCCUCCAUGUUCUCCGUGCGCUACAUAACGCGAUUCGAAGAAACCGCAGGCGAACUAUCUCACGAGACGUUCCUAGGGUUCAAGUUACCCUUCAGCAUAUCCACAUACGUCGCAAUACUCUUGGUAGGAUCGCAAGUUACCAGCAUCAUCAACUUUUUUGUCGCUCGCAAUAUUCGUAUUGUUCGUAAACGCGUCUGGGAUCAAACAGUCGCCUCGCGCGGCAAGGGACCUGAUUUCUGGCAGCCAUAUGUUGAAGAAUGGGAUUCCCCACCUGUUGUCAAUGAAAGUUGGAAUCGUCUGGACAAGAUGUUCAAGAUGUGGUUCUGGAAGAUGAUCAUACAGAAAGUCGUCUUACUUCCGCUUUCACUGUAUCCAUUUGUCGGCACGUUCAUCGCUGCGGCUUUCAAAAGCUUGAGGACCGCUCAGGACCUGCACAAGCCGUAUUUCACCACAAAAAAAAUGACAGCCCAUCAGGAAGCUGUAUUUAUUGAGGAGCGCAAAUGGGACUACCGAAUGUUCGGUUUCGUCGCGGCGCUACUCGAGGGUCUGCCAAUCGUAGGUCUUGUUUUCACAGUAUCAAAUCGCAUCGGAGCUGCUAUGUGGGCUCAUGAUUUGGAAAAGCGUCAGCACUACAUUGCAGCGCAACGUCGCACGUCGGCUAUAAGUCCUAGCACAGGUUUUGAAGCUGUCCAGACGUAGAUUUUGCUAGCUGUUGACAUGUCAUUUUGUAACAUGUACUAUAUGAAGGCAGACAUGGACUUGCACCGAUCUUCUUGAGAUCCAAUGUAUUUAUUGCAUUCAAAACAACUGACAAA
Molecule: messenger RNA, 1162 nt
Organism: Suillus subalutaceus
Lineage: Eukaryota; Fungi; Basidiomycota; Agaricomycetes; Boletales; Suillaceae
Exons: 7
Coding region: 72-1046 (324 amino acids)
Source: RefSeq, a predicted model, not a curated record